This is a messenger RNA of Malania oleifera, 2321 nucleotides long. RefSeq names its product berberine bridge enzyme-like 15. The record is from RefSeq and is a predicted model, not a curated record. Bases 344 to 1993 code for a protein of 549 amino acids. The transcript has a single exon. Gene Ontology annotation, molecular function: FAD binding; oxidoreductase activity. NCBI's taxonomy places the organism in Eukaryota, Viridiplantae, Streptophyta, Magnoliopsida, Santalales, Ximeniaceae.
UUAAUUGAAGUAAUGUCUUACAAAUUGCAUCUAUAGAAUCUUCCUCAACGGUGGGCCUCUCAAGCAUCAAAAUCAUGCUGGGGCCCAUUGCAGAGUGGGACAAUGACACAUUGACACUGGAGUUGAACCAGGAGACAUCCGCCGGCUGACUUCACCGGCGACCGUAUAAUUUUUCAAACCACCUAUUGCUUCAGCUGGUUCCUUACGCCACCCCAAAACCCCGUUGUUGAAACUUAUAAGAAAAGUGUUGGCAUGCUUCCACUUCAGGUUUGCAUUUUUUCACCACCCCUCUCUCUAUAUAAAGUCAGUCGCAUGAGGAUACUACAAUCCUAACCAGCCAGCCAUGGAGUGUUCACCCCUUCCCGUUCUCUCUCUGCUUCUGACUCUGCUUCUGCACCUCCUUGUUCCUUCCUUUGCUUCUUCCGAUUCCUUUUUGCAAGGAUUUCGGCGACCACCCAUUUCAAAUUCCGACAUUCCUUACAGAUUUUUCCAAUGCCUUUCUGCCAAAUUGAAGCCUUCUUCCAACUUCGCAAAGGGCUUCUCCACACCCAACAACUCCUCAUUCAAACCUCUGCUCACCUCCACCGCCCAAAACCUCCGGUACCUGGUGGACUCCGCGCCGAAGCCGGAGCUUAUCUUCACGCCCUUCGACGAUUUCCAGGCCAGAGCCGCCGUCCUCUGCUCCAAGCAGCUGGCAGUCCACUUCCGACCCCGCAGCGGUGGCCACGACUACGAGGCCGCCUCCUACGUCUCCCAAAUCGAAACGCCUUUCAUCAUCAUCGACCUCUCCAAGCUUCGGUCCAUCGCCGUGGAUGUAAAAUCCAACAGUGCGUGGGUUCAGGCCGGCGCCACCAACGGUGAGUUGUACUACAGAAUCGCGGAACAGAGCAGGGUGCACGCGUUCCCGGCGGGGCUCUGCUCCAGCUUGGGCAUCGGUGGGCACAUCACGGGCGGCGCCUACGGCUCGAUGAUGAGAAAAUACGGCCUCGGUGCCGACAACGUCAUCGAUGUUCAAAUGGUGGACGCCAACGGCGACAUUCUCGACCGGCGGGCAAUGGGGGAAGAGGCGUUCUGGGCCAUCCGCGGAGGCGCGGGGAACAGCUUUGGUCUCAUUCUCGCGUGGAAGAUAAAGCUGGUCCCCGUUCCGAAAACCGUAACGGUUUUCACCGUUGACAGAACUCUGGAACAGGGCGCGACGAAGAUUCUCUACAAGUGGGAAAAAAUCGCCCAUUCGCUGGAUGACGAUCUCUUCAUCAGAGUCGUCAUUCGACCGACGGACGUCUCCGGCGGGAGAACUAUACUUGCAUCUUUCAACUGUCUGUUUCUUGGCAGCACCGAUCGGCUUCUUCAAAUAAUGGGUCAGAUGUUCCCGGAAUUGGGGCUAUCGCGGCGCGACUGUACCCAAAUGAGCUGGAUCGAAUCUGUGCUCUACAUCGCCGGCUACCCGCCGGGAACCCCCCCGGACGUCCUCCUCCAGGGGAAGUCCCUGUUCAAGAACUAUUUCAAGGCGAAGUCGGACUUCGUGACGAAGCCGAUUCCUCCGUGCGGGCUUGAAGGACUGUGGAAGAGACUGCUGCAGGAGGAAGCUCCAUUGAUGAUCUUGAAUCCUCUGGGUGGGAUGAUGAGCAGGAUCUCAUCCUCUGCAACCCCUUUUCCGUUCAGAGAAGGAUAUAUAUUCUUCAUUCAGUACCUCACGAACUGGCAGAACGGGAACGAAUCGACGACGGCGCAUGUGAACUGGCUCCGACGGCUGUACAAGUACAUGACCCCUUAUGUAUCGAUGUUCCCCAGAGGCGCGUAUGUGAAUUACAGGGAUCUAGAUCUGGGAAUGAACGGGAGGCAGUGCGGGACGAACUUCUGGCAGGUGUGUUCUUGGGGUUACAAGUAUUUCAAGCACAAUUUCUUCAGAUUGAUGCGCGCGAAGUCGAUAAUGGAUCCGGGGAAUCUGUUCAGGCAUGAACAGAGCAUCCCGCCGGCUCUGCUCCAAGAAUAACGAAGGGGAAGUACACGAGGAUGGCAUGGAACAACGUACGUAGGAACAGGGGAUGAGGAGAGCCUUCUAUAUCAUUGGGAAGUUUUGGAACUACCGAAGGAUUUAAGAAGGGGACGCUCACACUGUUAGUUGAAUUUAAAUUUGUUGUAAAAUUUGUGGGGGCAAAUGCUUUGAUUUAUGUUUAAAUUAAGAGAUGCAAAACCAAAUAAUGUGAUUGUUAAUACACCACCGUUUGAAGGUGACUCUAACCUUACAAUUUGUUUGAUGUAAAAGAAUAUAAUGAAAUUUGUUUGCUCUUAUAAUUUUAUAUAUUUGCUAUAUGAUUUUU